AUGGAGCGGCGUCUUCUCCCCUGUCUGUUGGUCCUCUUCUUCCUAUCUGCUGCGGCAGUGGGCUCCCCGGCGGCGCCUCUGUAUGGUGAGCUCAUCUCCCGCACAGAGAUUUUCUGGGAAAUCGGCGCCUUUUCCGCCCGCCCUUUGGCUCGGCAGGUUGGAUAAUGUCCUUUGCUCGGCGGCGCAGGGGAGGUUUCGUAUGCCAUAGACUGUGGAGGGACGGAGGACUUCGACGGGCCCUUCAACCGGCGGUGGACAGCGGACAGUUUCUACUCCGGCGGCGGCAUCCCGGGCACGGUGGCGGAGCCGCAAAACUUCCCCCUGCGCCAGGAGCGCACCCUCCGCGCCUUCCCGCCGUCCUCCGCCGGCAAGAAGGGCUGCUACGGGGUCCCCGUCCCGCCCGGCCGGUACUAUAUCCGCAUCUUCACCGCCUACGACAACUACGACAGCAAGCUCCGACCCCCGAGCUUCGACGUCUCGGUAGAGGGCACCCUCGUGUUCAGCUGGCGCUCCCCGUGGCCGGGGAAGAUCGCGAGAGACGGCGCCUACUCUGAUCUCUUCGCGGCCGUCACCGACGGCCAGGCCGAUGUCUGCUUCUACAGCAUUGCCACUGACGCCCCCGUCAUCGGUUCCCUUGAGAUCUUCCAGAUCGAUUGGCUGGCCUACGGCGCCGCCGACCAUAUCCUCGUCAACUACGGCCGCCUCACCGCCGGGGGGAGGCUCUUCGGCCCCGGAUUCACCAACGACACUGACCAAUUCGGCCGGGUCUGGCAAUCUGACCAGGGCUUCCUCAUGGACUCCGCUAAGUCCAAGGUUCUGACAGCAUCUCGCCCCAUCCUGGGCGCCAACCAGCGGCCGAACUUCUUCCCCACCCACCUCUAUCAGACUGCCAUCACCACAGCCUCCGGGGUCUCGGCGCUGGAGUACCUGUUCCAGGUGGACACUCGCCUGGACUACAUGCUCUGGUUCCACUUCGCCGAGAUCGAUCCCGCCGUCACCGCACCCGGGAAGAGGGUGUUCGACAUCUAUGUCAACAAGGACAAAGUCACCCGCAUGGAUAUCUUCAAGCAGGUCGGCGGCUUCGCCGCACUGAAAUGGCAGUACGUCGCGCGGAAUCUGACGAGCACUCCCCUCAGCGUGAAGCUAGUCCCAAUCUCCGGCGCGCCGCUGAUCAGCGGCCUCGAGAACUAUGCCAUGGUACCGUUGGAUCUGGCCACGGUCCCCAGCCAAGGUAUGGGCGACAACCUGCAAUGGUGAAGCUGCUGCCCCCGCCGGGGGAAUAAGGAGGUCAUGAUCUCAUGGCUUAUUUGUGUCUUCCACAGUGGCCGCAAUGAAUGCUCUGAAGCAGUCCCUUCGCGUUCCAGACAGAAUGGGUUGGAACGGGGACCCCUGCGCACCUUCCGCGUGGGAUGCCUGGGAAGGGGUGACCUGCCAACGCAGCGACGACAAGCGGGCGCUAGUGAUCACUCAACUGUGAGCAUUAUCUCUUCUUCUACUUCUUCUUCCUUUCUCCUUGUUCAUGCUCUUGUUCCUCACCCGUUUGUUCAUAAUAAUUUCUAGUGAUCCAUGCCGCCCCCAAUGCAUAAACACGUCUUUAUUUCACAGAAAGCAGACAUCUUUGAACCAAACUUCUACCAUCCUUUUUCUUCUUGUGCCGAUUAAUGUCUUAGUGGGUAUGCCCACCUGGUUUACUAGUCUCACCAUGAGCUUUGGUUGGAAGCUGGUUUAUUCGACAGUGAUCUCUAAUUCAUGAAUGGGCUCUCUGAAGAUGGCUGUUCAACUGACCAGGUUGUCCCGGGUAGUGGGUCUGUCCCAGAUAUACUGUGUAAUCCAUGCGGUGAAAUCUUCAGCUUAUGUAUGCCCUAUGCCACGCUCAUCAUGCUCGUCUCUGAAACCAGUGAUCCCCCAAUUUAGAUUAUGAACUUACCCACUAAUCCAAGAUAAGGUUUUCGUUUAAUGAACUCACUUCGUCGUUAAUGGCUCUACGACCCACGGAGCUCUUUCCAUGCUGAUUGAUGUCAGAAAUGGCAUUCAUGCAGUCACUCGCAUGCGGAUUUCAUAAUUCUUGGGCUACAUUGCAUGACUUUGAUCAGGCUACGAUCAUUCAGCUUUGGUAUAUUUCAUUUUCAUCGCACGGCCUGUUUUCGAUUCAAAACGGUGGAAGAUUUAAAAGGACUAUCAAGCGGGAUUUCUUGAGAAAAUCCAAGAAGCCGCAGCCUUCUCAUGGUGCAUUCAUCUCGCUGAAUCCAUGAAUUUCUUCGGUGGCUUAGCCUCAGAGCCGCUGCUUAAACCAAAAAGCUUUCAUUUCUAUCUGCCGAUGCAAUAUUCUUAUGAAAACGGCGCCGUUCAUUCUUGCUUCAUUGUCGCAGUGACCUUGGGAGCCAAGGGCUGAAGGGUUAUAUCAGUGACCAGAUAAGUCAGCUGUCAAACUUGGUGUACCUGUGAGUAGAAAGUCAACAACAUAUCCUGUUUUUUUUUCCUUUAUCUGGUUAAUUUCUCAGCCAUCAUCGCUGUUGAUGGUUAGCUUGCAAUACAUUGAAUCACUGUCAUCGUAAUUAUAUAUUUAUGGCCUUUUUUUAAUUUCUAAUUAUCAUCACUCUUCUCUCCCCAUUGUGUUUGAAGGAACUUGAGCUCUAAUUUUCUGGAGGGAACAUUGCCUGCGGGUCUCAGUCAAAGAUCUCUUAUGAAAUUGUGAGUCAGAUGAUGUUGGCUCUCGCUCUUGUGCUCAUGAUCAGAAGUAUUUCUAUGAUAAUCAUUUAAUUUACUGUUUUCCUGCUGAUGAAACCCACCCUCUUCAAACGCUGUUCUUUUCUCGCCUCCAGGGAUCUGUCGGGGAAUCUGCUAUCCGGGGGCAUCCCAGAUACUCUGGGCUCCUCCAGCCUAGUCCUAGCGUAAGCCUCUCUCUCUCUCUCUCUCUCGCUUUCAUUCCUGUGUCUUGGAAGUUGCUAUCUUUUUUAUUGAAUGGUUUAAUUUAUUUAUGAUGACGAGUGAAUGCUUUCCGUUCAGGUUGUUAAAUGGCAACAGGCUGGAAGGGCAAGUACCCGAGAAGCUCUACUCGAUCGGCGUCCACGGCGGGGCCAUUGAGUAAGUCACUGUUCCUCCUUCCUCUCUCCCUUGAAUUUAAGCAGUAAAAUCGCCCAGAACACCCGUCCCUCCCUCCCUGCUCGGGGUCAAGUUCCUGGGCUUCAAAGCCAUCUCAUGCUAUGCAACUUUGGUGGGUAGAUAUAUUGGAUCGAUCUUCAGAACCCAUGGAUGAGAAAAUUCGAUGGUAACAAGCAUAAAAAUGUGAACUUUAGUGGGUAUGAAUCAUCGGGUGGGAUUUAUUAUUCUAAUUAUUCUACUUAUUAUUAAUAUUAUUAUUCGAAGGCUGUGCCUUGGUUGACCUUCGGUGUUCAUCCUGAUGAAUGAUGAUGAUAAGUUGAUGCCCAGCCUGUCGGGGAACAAGGGCCUCUGUGGAGUGCCUUCUCUGCCAGCUUGCCCCUUCUUCUGGAACAAAGGAGGGUUGUCCACCGGCGGGAAGAUCGCCGUCGGCGUAGCGGCCGCCGUCGUCCUCGCGGCUCUCCUCCUGGCCGUCUAUUUAUUCUGUGUGAGGAAGGGGAGGCACGAGUACGACUUCGCCCCCUCCCAAGACCUCAUGUGUAAGCACCCUGACUCCCUAUAAAGCUUACUUAUUUCCUAGAGAGAGAGACGGACUUUAUCCCAAAAGGCGCUGAAUUUAUAUGGGGAAUCUGCGCCAUAUUCCAUCUCACCCACUAGUGGGGAAUCUGAAGUCCUGUUCUUCUUAUCUCUCUCUCUCUCUAACUCGCUGUCUCUCUCUCUUGCCAGCCAUCGCAGCGAAGAGGAACAGAUACCAGAGGCAGAAGUCGCUGAUGCUCCUUGAAAUGGAAACUCAGAGCGCCAAUGGAACCCCAGGCACCAUGAAUCCGCUCUAG
This is a messenger RNA of Spirodela intermedia, 3932 nucleotides long. The record is from the annotation of a GenBank genome assembly. NCBI's taxonomy places the organism in Eukaryota, Viridiplantae, Streptophyta, Magnoliopsida, Alismatales, Araceae.